Molecule: messenger RNA, 2086 nt
Organism: Epinephelus fuscoguttatus (brown-marbled grouper)
Lineage: Eukaryota; Metazoa; Chordata; Actinopteri; Perciformes; Serranidae
Gene: nek2
Product: NIMA-related kinase 2
Exons: 9
Coding region: 248-1579 (443 amino acids)
Biological process (GO): protein phosphorylation; chromosome segregation
Cellular component (GO): nucleus; cytoplasm; centrosome
Molecular function (GO): protein kinase activity; ATP binding
Source: RefSeq, a predicted model, not a curated record
UCCUGUUUUGUUAACUGCAAUACACACGAGUGAAGGAGACGCUAAAAGCCAAACAUUUGGUCUAUUUAAGUAUCUUUAUUAGGAACAAAAACAUCCUCAGCACGAGAGGAAAGUUAUUAACUAAUACGGAAGUCGCUGGUUUAACUUUAUGUUUAGUUAAAGCCGAGUUUAACGUUAACCGAGCGUUAAAGCCAAGUUAACGUUAGGUCAGGUAACUUUAACCGUUAGCUUCGGUUGGAAAGGUAAGAUGCCGUCACGUGUUGAGGACUACGAGGUGUUGCUGACUAUAGGCUCAGGGUCCUAUGGAAGAUGCCAGAAAAUAAGACGGAAAUCUGAUGGGAAAAUUCUGGUGUGGAAGGAGCUGGACUAUGGCACCAUGGCAGAGAGUGAAAAGCAGAUGCUGGUGUCAGAGGUGAAUCUCCUGAGAGAGCUCAAGCACCCAAACAUAGUGCGGUACUACGACCGCAUCAUAGACCGCACUAACACCACGCUGUACAUUGUCAUGGAGUACUGCGAGGGUGGGGACCUGUCCAGCCUCAUCACACGAUGCAUCAAGGAAAGGCGUUAUUUGGAGGAGCAGUUUGUACUGCGAGUCAUGGCGCAGCUCAUGUUAGCCCUGAAGGAGUGCCACAGACGCAGUGAUGGCAGGGCCACGGUUCUCCAUCGAGACCUGAAGCCAGCCAACAUCUUCCUCGACAUCAAACAGAAUGUGAAGCUUGGAGACUUCGGCCUUGCAAGGAUCUUGAACCAUGACACCAGUUUUGCAAAGACAUUUGUUGGGACACCUUACUACAUGUCUCCAGAGCAAAUAGACCGGAUGUCAUACAACGAGAAAUCAGAUAUUUGGUCCCUGGGGUGUUUGCUUUAUGAACUCUGUGCAUUGUCCCCUCCGUUUACUGCUUACAACCAAAAAGAACUGGCAGAGAGAAUCAGAGAGGGGAAGUUCAGAAGAAUCCCAUACCGAUACUCUGAGGAACUGAACACCUUACUCUGCAAAAUGCUCAACCUGAAGGACUAUCUUAGACCCUCUGUGGAAGCUAUUCUCCAGAGCAGCCUGUUGGCCGACGCUGUUGCUGAGGAGCAGAGGAGGGCACAGGUGCGACUCAGGAGGAGGUCGACGGAAUCUGACAGUCCUGCUCACAAGCCAGCUGAACUGACACCCACCUCUGCCACAGAGCUCCGACUCCGAGAACAGGCACUGCGGGACAGAGAAAAUGCGCUGAAGGAACGAGAGGAGAGGCUGGAGAAGAGGGAGCAGGAGCUUUGUGUUCGUGAGCGACUGUCAAAUGAGAAGCUUGCAAGAGCAGAGAGUUUACUGAAGAACUACAGCCGUCAGCAGAGGGACCUGGCACUGUGCUAUGGCAAGGACAUAGACGGAGAGAACGUCUCCCCCGGUAAGAAGAAGGUCCACUUUGCUGGCGAGAGCAAAGAGAACCAGCGGCCCGGCGGUCGUCAGAGUGUGAUAUCUCAGGAGCUGAUUUUGAGGAGGCUGCAGGCGGCCAAUCUGCGCGCUCAGACACUGAAUGAAGUGGAGAAGACCUGUCAGUUCAAGAGCAGGCAGAUACUCGGCAUCCGCUGAUCAGAGAUAUCACCGACGUGUGACUGAUAUGUGUCAUGAUGACUGGAUGUAAAUUAAGAUUAAUUUAUAUGAUACUUUAGAAGCUGUGAAGGUAGUGAAGCCAAAUGAUUGAAUCCUGUGUAUUGUGUGUGCUAUUGCAAGGUUUGUGGUGUGGAUUUUAUGUAGUUUGACAAUUUCAUGUGUGAAUGUGUUCAUUUUAUUUGCAGCUAUUUUGAUUGUACUGUAUAUUCGUGAUAAGUAUAUGUACAUUUUCUGUUACAAACUCCUUAGAUACGGAUAUAAAAGGGCAGCUUGUUUAAUGACUUAUCUAUGAGAAAAUGUAAAAAUGUGUGGUUUAGACAAGAGUGACAGUAGUUUGUGAACCUGAACAUUGGAACUAUGCAGAAUGAAUGAUUCAAAUCAUUAAUUGUAGUUAUAAAUAAGAUACAGUAACAUUAUUCAUGCUGAAAGUCAUUGUCAACACCAUAGAUUCUCACUAUGCAUAGUAAAAUACGUAUGUGCCUUUUA